GUUGAGCGUGGACGUAUUACCCACUGUAUCGACGGUAGCUCACGGAUUGUGGAUGCUAGCCUUCAAGCUAAACUGAAGCCAUGCAAGCGGCACAGUUUCAGUACGACUUCUUCAGCGAAGAGAACGCACCGAAAUGGCGGGGACUGCUGGUACCUUCCCUGAACAAGGUGCUCAACCAGGUACAUCCGAAGCUGUCGUCUCAGGAAGAGGCUCUGCAGUACAUCGAGGAGCUGAUUCUACUGCUGCUCAGCAUGCUGUGUCAGGCUCAGCCUCGCACCGUGCAGGAUGUGGCAGAACGGGUACAGAAGAGUUUUCCCCACCCCAUUGAUAAAUGGGCUAUUGCUGAUGCUCAGGCAGCCAUAGAGAAGAGGAAGAGGAGGAAUCCUUUGGCUUUGCCCGUGGAUAAGAUCCACCCUCUCCUGAAGGAGGUCCUAGGGUACAAGAUAGACCAUCAGGUGUCUGUGUAUAUAGUGGCAGUGCUGGAAUACAUCUCUGCAGACAUCCUGAAACUGGCUGGUAACUACGUCCGAAACAUCAGGCACUAUGAAAUCUCUCAACAGGACAUCACUGUGGCCAUGUGUGCUGACAAGGUGCUGAUGGACAUGUUUCAUCAGGAUGAGGAGGACAUAAGCGUUUUUCCCGCCAUGGAUGAGGAGUCCUUGGCAUCUGAGGAACAGACAUACUAUGACCUAGUCAAGGCUUUUAUGGCAGAGGUUCGACAAUACCUACGAGACCUCAACCUCAUCAUCAAAGUGUUCCGCGAGCCCUUUGCCUCCAAUGCCAUGCUCUUCUCCCACCAUGAUGUGGAGAAUAUCUUCAGUCGAAUAGAUGACAUCCAUGAGGUAACUCUGAAAUUACUUGGAUUGAUAGAGGACACUGUGGAGAUGACAGAUGAGGGCAGUCCACACCCCUUGGUGGGAAGCUGCUUUGAGGACCUUGCUGAGGAGCUGGCCUUUGACCCUUACGAGACGUACGCUCAGGACAUCCUGCGGUCUGGCUUCCACGACCACUUCCUGAGCCAGCUCUCCAAACCAGGAGCCGCCAUCUACCUCCAGUCAAUAUGUGAGGGCUUUAAAGAGGCUGUGCAGUAUGUCUUACCACGACUGCUCCUCACCCCUGUGUACCACUGUCUUCACCACUUUGAAAUUUUAAAGCAACUGGAGGAGAAGAGUGAGGAUGAGGAGGAUAAGGAGUGUCUGAAGCAGGCGAUCACGGCAUUGCUCAACCUCCAGAGCAGUAUGGAAAGGAUUUGCUCCAAAAGCCUAGCCAAGAGGAGGCUCAGCGAGUCGGCCUGCCGCUUCUACAGCCAGCAGAUGAAGGGCAAGCACCUGGCCAUCAAGAAGAUGAACGAGAUCCAGAAGAACAUAGACGGCUGGGAGGGCAAGGACAUCGGGCAGUGCUGCAACGAGUUCAUCAUGGAGGGCACGUUGACACGCGUCGGCGCCAAACACGAGCGGCACAUCUUCCUAUUCGACGGCCUGAUGAUCUGCUGCAAGUCCAAUCACGGCCAGCCACGCCUGCCGGGGGCUAGCGCCGCAGAGUACAGACUCAAGGAAAAGUUCUUCAUGCGCAAGGUUCAGAUAAACGACAAAGACGAUAAGGAGGGCGAAUAUCGUCAUGCCUUUGAAAUCAUCCUCAAGGAUGGAAACAGCGUGGUGUUUGCUGCCAAGUCGGCCGAGGAGAAGAACAAUUGGAUGGCGGCAUUGAUCUCACUGCAGUAUCGCUCCACUUUGGAACGCAUGCUGGACUCGGCCAUGCUGCAGGAGGAGAAGGAGGAGCAGAUGCGUCUGCCCUGCGCAGACGUCUACCGUUUCGCCGAGCCAGACUCUGAAGAGAACGUGGUGUUUGAGGAAAACGUGCAAUCCAAGUCUGGAAUUCCCAUCAUUAAGGCUGGGACUGUGCUGAAACUCAUCGAAAGGCUUACCUUCCAUAUGUAUGCAGAUCCAAAUUUUGUCAGGACCUUCCUCACCACCUACAGGUCUUUCUGCAAACCCCAGGAGCUCUUGGACCUGUUGAUUGAAAGAUUUGAUAUUCCAGAGCCUAAACCCACCGAGGCAGAUCAAAUGGCUAUGGAGAAUGGAGACCAACCCCUCAGUGCAGAACUCAAGCGCUUCAGAAAGGAAUUUGUCCAGCCUGUACAGCUUAGGGUGUUGAAUGUAUGUAGGCACUGGGUGGAACACCACUUCUAUGACUUUGAGAGAGAUGCACAGCUGCUCCGGCGACUGGAGGAGUUCAUUGGCAUGGUCCGAGGUAAAGCCAUGAGAAAAUGGGUAGAAUCCAUCACUAAGAUCAUACAAAGGAAGAAACAGGCGCAAGCCAAUGGCCCAAGCCACAACAUCACCUUUGAGAGCUCUCCACCCCCUAUAGAGUGGCACAUCAGCAAGCCCGGCCAGAUCGACCAGUUCGACCUUAUGACCCUUCACCCCAUCGAGAUUGCUCGACAGCUUACACUUCUGGAGUCCGAUUUAUACAGGGCGGUCCAGCCAUCAGAGUUGGUGGGCAGUGUUUGGACAAAAGAGGACAAAGAGCUGAACUCUCCCAACCUGCUUCGAAUGAUCCGCCACACUACCAACCUCACCCUCUGGUUCGAAAAGUGCAUUGUGGAAACAGAGAACCUGGAGGAAAGAGCAGCAGUGGUAGCACGUAUUAUUGAGAUCCUGCAGGUCUUUCAGGAGCUCAACAACUUUAACGGUGUCCUAGAGGUGGUCAGCGCUAUGAAUUCUUCCCCUGUGUACAGACUGGACCACACCUUUGAGCAAAUUCCAAGCAGACAGAAGAAGAUCCUGGAGGAGGCACAUGAGCUCAGUGAGGACCAUUACAAGAAGUAUCUGGCCAAACUCAGAUCCAUCAAUCCCCCUUGUGUGCCCUUCUUUGGGAUAUACUUAACAAAUAUUCUUAAAACGGAGGAAGGAAACCCCGACUUUUUGAAGAGACACGGCAAGGAACUGAUUAACUUCAGCAAGAGGCGAAAAGUGGCAGAGAUCACAGGGGAGAUCCAGCAGUACCAGAACCAGCCGUACUGCCUACGGGUGGAGAACGACAUUCGGAAGUUCUUUGAAAACCUAAAUCCCAUGGAGGAUAUGAUGGAGAAGGAGUUUGCCGACUACUUAUUCAACAAGUCUCUGGAAAUAGAGCCCCGUAACGCUAGAUCGUUGCCUCGAUUUCCUAAGAAGUACAGCUGCCCGCUCAAGUCCCCGGGCGUCCGACCAUCUUCGGUGCGACCGGGCACCAUGCGUCACCCGACCCCCCUGCAAAACGAACCGCGCAAGAUCAGCUACAGCCGCAUUCCCGACAGCGAGACGGAGAGCGCCGCCUCCGCCCCCAAUUCACCGCGCACGCCCCUCACCCCACCCCCCGCCUCCGCUGCUUCCAGCUCCACUGACAUCUGCAGUGUGUUUGACUCACCUCAGGGCCCCUCCAGUCCCUUCCACUCCAACAGCGACACCAUUUUUGCACCGGUUACUCUGCCUCAUGGCCCACGAUCCUCUUCGGUGUCAUCCAUGAUGAGUUUCCACAGGAGUGCUGAAGAUGCCCCUGUACCACCCCCUGUACCCCCUCGCAGACGCCCUGAAUCAGCUCCUGCUGAGUCCUCACCUUCUAAGAUGAUGUCAAAGCACUUGGACAGCCCCCCGGCCAUUCCACCUCGGCAACCGACCACCAAGGUCUACUCACCGCGCUACUCUCUAUCAGACCGCACCUCAGUGUCAGAUCCUCCAGACAGCCCUCCUACUCUUCCCCCGCGGGAGCCCGUGAGAACGCCGGACGUCUUCUCCAGCUCUCCCCUGCACCUGCAACCGCCCCCCCAGGGUCGCCGAAGUGAAUUGAGCCAGACCUUCUUCCCCCCUUCACCCUUCAGCCCGCUCCCCCCUCAGACACCCUCCCCGCUCGGGCCUCGUAAGCAUCUGCCCUCCCCUCCGCUGCCUCUGGACUGUGAGCCACUGUCGGGGGCCACCGGCCCCCCGGUUCCACCCCGGCAGAGCACUUCCCAAACUAUCCCCAAACUGCCCCCUAAAACCUAUAAAAGGGAGCCGGCACACCCCUCCAUGCAACAAGACGGCCCACCACUCCUGGAGAACGCCAACCCUUCCUAAUGGUUUUGAAGAGCGUGGAGCAGAGUGGAGUGAUCUAACACUAAACUCGACAAAACAAGAACAAUGAUAUGACAAAAUGACAAAU
This is a messenger RNA of Chanos chanos (milkfish), 4176 nucleotides long. It is a transcript of the gene sos1, whose product is annotated as son of sevenless homolog 1 (Drosophila). Gene Ontology annotation, cellular component: plasma membrane; nucleosome. The coding region runs from base 81 to 4091 and encodes 1336 amino acids. NCBI's taxonomy places the organism in Eukaryota, Metazoa, Chordata, Actinopteri, Gonorynchiformes, Chanidae. Gene Ontology annotation, biological process: Ras protein signal transduction. The transcript has 24 exons. The record is from RefSeq and is a predicted model, not a curated record. Gene Ontology annotation, molecular function: DNA binding; guanyl-nucleotide exchange factor activity; structural constituent of chromatin.